AUGCCUCCCGUGAUUUCCAUGCCUUGCAAUCGCAUUGUCCUUUCCUAUCCGUCCUGUCCUAAGGUGGCAGAAGCCAGAGCAAGCCUGAGCGUGUGGACAGAAUUAGAACCUGUUGACAUGAGCGAAAAACCAGUCUUUCCGAAAAUCGCUCACCCCAACAAGAUACUUGAGAUCAUCUGUAGGGGGCAGGAUCGGGAAUGUAGAACUCAGAAGCCGUUCGAUCAGGAAUCCCGAUUUCCCAUAGAGUGGGACCAUUUCUUGGAGGAUUAUACACAAGCUCAUGGCCACCAGCUCGAAACUCAUCACUUGGCGUAA
Molecule: messenger RNA, 315 nt
Organism: Striga asiatica
Lineage: Eukaryota; Viridiplantae; Streptophyta; Magnoliopsida; Lamiales; Orobanchaceae
Source: the annotation of a GenBank genome assembly